GUUUCAAACAAUGAAGUUCAGUUCUCUUCUCCAAGAUACUGCGGCAAUCGACGUGUUUAUCAAAAUUUUGACAUCAGUGAGCAAAUUGAGUAAGAAAAGAUGCUGCGUCAAAAUAGAAAAGAAUGCUCUCAACUUUAUUUGCUGUUCAGGACUCCAUGAUGGUGGAAGUUGGUUCAGUUUAUCAAUUCCCUAUAGCAGUCAAAUUUUCCGAAAAUUCGAUAUGGUUGGCAUGAAUCCACGAAACGAAGAGCAAAAUUUGAUUUAUUUUGAAUUGGAAAUCGAUAGUUUAGUACGUGUUCUGCCCGGCGGACACUGUUAUCUGAAACUGAAACUAUCGAAAAGUCAAAAAGAUGAGCCAAUGUUGUCUGUCGAAGUUAGAAAUCCAGAAGCCGAUAUUGUUUCUCAUCAAAUUCCAAUCACAAUUAUUCUAUCAAAAUAUUGGAAUUCGUACUCCAGGCCGUCAAUUGGACACAGAAAAAUGUCAAUCAGCAUGCCACCUCCUAAAAUGAUGUCCCGUUUCUUACACGUCUUCAAAAAUAUGAACACUCGAGUUGUGAAGCUCACAGCCAGUACAUCAGGAGAUUUGAGGAUUUCUACGAAAAUUGAAACUGGCGAGAUUGAUGUAAGCUUCUCGGAUCUUCAAACUAAUCCAUCGGAAACCGAUAGUCAAGAGGAUACUGCAAAAGUUCAAUUAAUGAUUCGAAAUAUUUCUCCAUUGUUUCAAAGUUUCGCCAACACUCGGACACGUGCCAAAAUGAAUAUCAUCUCAAAUCGAAUGGCAGAAUUCAAUUUUCACAAUGAGGAUUGCGUUCUUUCGUAUAUUGUUGGAAAUGUUUCGGAUUAGAAAUAAUGUUUUUUGUCGUUGUUUGAAUGCCUAAUUUUCUAGAUCUCAUAAAUUCUGCAAAUAAAUUUUUUAUUUCUU
Caenorhabditis elegans is the source of this 922-nucleotide messenger RNA. RefSeq names its product Checkpoint protein (gene hus-1). NCBI's taxonomy places the organism in Eukaryota, Metazoa, Nematoda, Chromadorea, Rhabditida, Rhabditidae. The transcript is spliced from 6 exons. The record is from RefSeq and is marked reviewed. Bases 11 to 844 code for a protein of 277 amino acids.